AUGAAUGCAGACUCCCAGCAACGAAAGCCUCGUGAUACCUCCUCCAAAAGGAUUCCACAAGAAUGGCAAAACCACUCGGAAAGCUGACCCUCAGCGCGGGAAUCGCACGCAUAAACGUUGGGCCCGAGGAGACCCCCUUUGACGUCCACGUAGAGCUCCUCUGCGACAACUCCCCUUACUUCAACAACGUCUACAAAGACCGCACCGACUCCGCCAUCUGCGACAUUCCGAUCAGCCUACCAGACGUCGACCCAGAUGUCUUCGCCAAAACAAUCAGCUGGAUGUAUCGCGGCCAGCUAAGCGCCGACCUAUACGACGUAACGAAGCUCGUCUCCCUCUUCGAGCUCUGGGUUCUCGCCGAGAAACUGGAGAUUCCGGCGCUGCAAGACGAAACAAUCACCGCUUGCAAGUGCCGCGUCGACAGCUCCCCCCCAAACGCGUCCGUCAGCACGCGGACGAUCGAGUACGUCUACGCCAACACAAAGCCCGGUUCCCCACCGCGCCGCCUCCUCGUCGACAUCUGGGUGUGGCGCUGGCCUUGGCAGAAAUUCAGCUGUCGCAAGGCGGAUCUCCCGCGCGAGUUCCUUGAGGAUUUGUGUGAGGUAAUCUUCGCGAGGGUGAAUGUGAAUCUCUCUUGGGUUCAGAGCCCGCUUCCCAAGUUGGCGAAGGAGUAUUAUGUUGGCUGGACCCCACCAGCGCCGGACCCAAUAAGGUUCCCAGCGCCGGCGUCACCACCAUCGCAAGAUAGCAAUGCUCUACAGGUUCCGACAAGGGCGCAGAUGGCUAUGAGAGAGAUAAAGAGCCCCUCAUCGCAGUUAAGUGAGUCCUCUCGGGAGACUCCGGCUCAGCCCGAGGCAGAUGGUUCUGCUGCUGUGGAGGUGGACGGGAAGAUGGCAGACGGCGCGCCUACAGCUCCCAACCAGGAUCCGUGGAAAAAGGGAGGUGGUCCGGAGGCGGGCUUAUGAGGUCAAUGGGCAUGUAUGAUUAGCGUAUGAAGAGAAUUUCUAUGUGGAGCAUCGCCUUUAGGUGAGCUGGAGAUCUCUAUUUUCUUUUGAAAGUACUGACUCUACGAUGCAUCUCUUGGUGGUCAAAAUGAUGCACACUAGAGUAGCACUGUAUGCUACCAAAGACUUUGAUCUACGUCUCAAAUGGCAACCCACAUUGUU
Molecule: messenger RNA, 1166 nt
Organism: Aspergillus calidoustus
Lineage: Eukaryota; Fungi; Ascomycota; Eurotiomycetes; Eurotiales; Aspergillaceae
Source: the annotation of a GenBank genome assembly